UUUCCCUUCCUUCCCAUGCACACCACUUCGAAUCUCUUCCAUAGUCUUUCUUUCGCUCUCUCCUCUUACCCUUUUGGUGGCAUUUGCACAGUGCUGGCACCUCUCGAAUUCCAUCCAAAAGAGCUCCAGCUUCCAUCAUUUGAGCUUCUUUCUUUCGGGAUCUGAGCUUUGUCCCAAGAGCUGGAUGAACUGACAUAGCCGAGCUCCAUCGAAGCAGCAGCGAGACAGGAAUGUCUCCGUUUAUGCACGGCCACUCGCACGUCCCUCCGGGUUUUCGGUUCCACCCCACGGACGAGGAGCUCGUUGGCUACUACCUGUACAAGAAGGUGUCCUCGGAGGCCAUCGAUCUCGACAUAAUCCGGGACAUUGAUCUCUACAAGAUGGAGCCAUGGGACCUGCAAGAGGAUUGCGCGAGCUCGGCAGAUCAGAGCGAGUGGUACUUCUUCAGCCACAAAGACAAGAAGUAUCCGACCGGGAGCCGAACCAACAGGGCCACAACAGCGGGGUUCUGGAAGGCAACAGGGAGGGACAAAGCCAUCCACACCAAGUUCAAGCUGAUUGGGAUGAGGAAGACGCUGGUGUUCUACAAGGGACGGGCGCCAAACGGGCAGAAGACCGACUGGAUAAUGCACGAGUACCGGCUGGAGGACGAGCAAAGCGGCAGCGAGGAAGGAUGGGUGGUGUGCCGGAUGUUCAAGAAGAGGCCGCCGCAGCGAUGCCAGAGCACGGGCUCUUGUUCAUAUCUCUACGACGAGCACCAGCAGCAGCAGCAGCUGCAGCAACACCAGCAGCAGCAGCAAAACAUGGCGGCGUCCAGCAGCAGCUGCAUGCAAAUGCAACAGCAGCCUGUGGAUCUCUUCUCGUACAAGCACGAAACUUUGAAUCCCAGCAUCGAGAGCAGUAGAAACACGUACCAGGAUCCCUUUUCUCAUCUCCCGCAGCUGGAAAGCUACGAGUAAGUAGUAGCUUGCAAGGCGCGCCAUUUUCUUCUUUACCCCUACACUGUGACAUUCCAAAAGCAUAAGGACGGCCACCAACACAAGCGCAAAAAGACAACAUUGAUAAGUCUUGCUCGAUGUGAAUAGCUAACCUUUGACAUCGUCCGUCAACCCUGUGAAAUUGUUGAUCCUUCACUAACAUUAUCAAUAAUAAAGCGAGAGAGAAAGAAGAUCGAGAGCG
Molecule: messenger RNA, 1179 nt
Organism: Selaginella moellendorffii
Lineage: Eukaryota; Viridiplantae; Streptophyta; Lycopodiopsida; Selaginellales; Selaginellaceae
Product: NAC domain-containing protein 37
Exons: 5
Coding region: 231-959 (242 amino acids)
Biological process (GO): regulation of DNA-templated transcription
Molecular function (GO): DNA binding
Source: RefSeq, a predicted model, not a curated record